This is a messenger RNA of Fusarium graminearum PH-1, 810 nucleotides long. RefSeq lists its product as uncharacterized. The transcript is spliced from 4 exons. The coding region runs from base 1 to 810 and encodes 269 amino acids. Lineage: Eukaryota; Fungi; Ascomycota; Sordariomycetes; Hypocreales; Nectriaceae. The record is from RefSeq and is a predicted model, not a curated record.
AUGUCCCAAAGUGGCAUCAUCAUCCAAAAAGGGAAUGUUGGUAUCAAUCAAGCAAUACACAAUGGAGACAAUGUCAUUUACAACGCUGGAGCAGAAAUGAGGAAGAAACACAUCGCCCAGAAGACUCAUAAUGCAAACAAGAUCGAAUGGGAGAAAUCCGAGACAUGCGAGUGGCUCAUGGAUGAAGAAGACUUUCAGAACUGGUCAAACAUAAAGACAAGCUCUCCAGUUCUGUGGCUUUACGGCCGUCCCGGCUGUGGAAAGACUGUUUUGAUGUCUCGUAUCAUUGAGAGCGUCCACUCAAAAUACACAAACAAGGUCCAGCUUCUAUAUUUCUACGUGGGAAAUAGCCACAAUGAGAACAGCGACCAAAUGUACCGAGAGAUGCUUCGGACAUUUUGGGAUCAAGCAUCUGAGAAGCAAGACAUUGAUAUUUGGGCAGACGAUUCGCCAAUAGAGCCCCUGGAGGACGUGGUUCAGAAAUUGCUCAAGGAUUCGACAGUUGUGAGGUACAUCGUUAUUGACGCCCUUGACCAACUUCCCUCGAGAUUCCAGGAGCGAUUGCUUGGCUGGCUCAAGGCCACAAUGCAAAAGUGUAACCUCGGUCUCGCAAUCAGUUGCCGCAAUUCUCACCAGGUUAGACAGCUGCAAGCAAAGGAAACUUUCGGGAUUGAAAUCACAACCGAUAGGAACAAAGAUGAUAUUAACAAGUAUCUCGAAACAUCUUUGCACUCUGAAUUUCUUCACCGGAACCCAGAGCUAAGAAAGAACAUCAUUGAUAAACUGAACGCCAAGGCGGACGGAAUGUGA